Messenger RNA from Auanema sp. JU1783, 322 nucleotides. NCBI's taxonomy places the organism in Eukaryota, Metazoa, Nematoda, Chromadorea, Rhabditida, Rhabditidae. The record is from the annotation of a GenBank genome assembly.
GGAGUGCGGUGGUUCUGACGGUCUUUCUGGUAUUACUGCUAACCCGAUGCUGGGGCGUUUCUCUGACUACGUGAUUGCUAACGGCGGUACUACCGUACUGACCGAAGUGCCGGAGAUGUUUGGCGCAGAGCAGUUGCUGAUGGACCAUUGCCGCGACGAAGCAACGUUUGAAAAACUGGUCACCAUGGUCAACGACUUCAAACAGUACUUUAUUGCCCAUGAUCAGCCGAUCUAUGAAAACCCAUCGCCGGGGAACAAAGCGGGCGGUAUCACCACGCUGGAAGACAAAUCACUUGGCUGUACCCAGAAAGCGGGUUCCAGC